This is a messenger RNA of Verticillium alfalfae VaMs.102, 2778 nucleotides long. RefSeq names its product glucose repression mediator protein CYC8. The record is from RefSeq and is a predicted model, not a curated record. Gene Ontology annotation, molecular function: protein binding; chromatin DNA binding; RNA polymerase II cis-regulatory region sequence-specific DNA binding. The transcript is spliced from 8 exons. Bases 1 to 2586 code for a protein of 861 amino acids. Gene Ontology annotation, biological process: regulation of gene expression. Lineage: Eukaryota; Fungi; Ascomycota; Sordariomycetes; Glomerellales; Plectosphaerellaceae.
AUGGCGAUGCAGGCGCAACAUGGCCCUCCUGGGCCGCCCCCGCCCCCAGGUCCUCCCCAACAAGGCCAGGGUUUCGCGCCAUCGCGCCAGGCGUCCUUCGUCAUAGAAGCCAUGUGGAUGCAAGUUGGCAGCUGCUGCGAAGCGCUCGGUGAUCUCGACGAGGCCAUCUUGGCGUACGAGGCCGCUCUGCGGGCGAAUCCCCAGUCCAUCCAGGCUAUGAACGCCAUCAGCUUGAUUCUGCGAACCCGCGAGCACUUCGCGAAGGCCGUCGAAUAUCUACAGGCCGUUCUCAAAAUUGAUGCGCACAAUGGCGAAGCCUGGGGCAGCCUUGGUCAUUGCUACCUUAUGAUGGACGACUUGCAACAGGCAUAUAGCGCGUACCAGAAUGCUCUCGUCAACCUACGCAACCCCAAGGAGCCCCGAUUGUGGUAUGGCAUCGGCAUUCUGUACGACCGAUAUGGUUCCCUCGAGCACGCCGAAGAAGCCUUCUCCCAAGUCAUGCAGAUGGAUCCGGCGUUCGAAAAGGCCAACGAGAUUUACUUCCGUCUCGGUAUAAUUUACAAACAGCAACAGAAAUAUGGCCCAAGUCUCGAGUGCUUCAAAUACAUUGUGUCAUCACCGCCUUCCCCCCUGAGCGAGGAAGACAUCUUGUUCCAGAUCGGUCAUGUUCACGAACAGCAGAAGGACUAUGAUAGCGCCAAAGCAGCCUACCAGCGCGUCCUCGAGCGCGAUCCCAGCCAUGCCAAGGUACUGCAACAGCUCGGCUGGCUUCAUCACCAGGAGAGCACCAACUACCAAAGUCAAGAUCGGGCUAUCGAGUUCCUUGAGAAAUCAGUCGCUGCCGACCAGAACGACGCACAGAGCUGGUACCUUCUCGGACGAUGCUACAUGUCGCAGCAGAAAUACCCCAAGGCUUACGAAGCUUACCAGCAGGCCGUCUACCGCGACGGUCGGAACCCAACCUUCUGGUGUUCGAUCGGUGUGCUAUACUAUCAGAUCAAUCAGUACAGGGAUGCUCUCGAUGCUUACUCGCGCGCUAUCCGACUCAACCCGUUCAUCUCGGAGGUUUGGUAUGACUUGGGUACCUUGAUCAGCGACGCCUUGGACGCUUAUCAACGUGCUGCGGAGCUUGAUCCAGCCAACCCUCACAUCAAGGCGCGACUGCAGCUCUUGCGCAAUGGUACCGCCAAUGGAGCACCGCUGCCCCGCGCACCUGAGCCAUCUGAUAUCCACGCCGCCUCUUACCAGGUCGGCCCACCGGCGCCCCCGUGGGCAGGUUCCGGGCCUCAACAGCAACAGCAGCAGCAGCAGCAGCUCCCGCCGCAGCCUCCUCCACCGGCGGCCGGCCCCGGCCAACACUCUUGGGGUCGUCUCGCGGAUAUCAACCCUCCUCCCCAACCGGGCAACCCGUUUGACCAACGAGGAGAGCAGUUCCGCGGCCCUGCGCCCCCUCUUCGCCAGCCAAGCCCCCCUCGUCAGGAGCAGCAUGCGCGCCCUCAAUAUCCUGAGACCAGCCGUCCUGGCUCGGUCCGCCGGGGGCCUACUCCCCCCCCUCCGGUCCACUAUUCGUCUGGCCCUCCUCCCCCUCCUCAGUCUCACCAGGCUCCUACCUCGCAGCGCGGUCAACCCCCCUUCCGCGGUGCCAACAGCCCAAGGCCUGGAGAGCGUCCCGUUCACGAGAACCGCAUGCCUUCGCCCAAGUCGGCUUACCCCCAGCACCAGCCUCCUCCCCCAGCUCCUUAUGGACACCACCCAGAGGGACCCGGCACGCCCCUGGAGGGCCCGCAGCAGCAAGCACCGGCUCCCAUGUCGGCCGAACCGGCGCCACGGAGCGAACAUGAUCGACCAGCGUCAGUUGGACCUAAACGCAUGCGCGAGUGGGAGGAGGAGUCGACGCACAAGCGUCCCGCCAACGAUGAGAACAGAGCCCGUCUUGAUGACGUCCGUCCUCGCAGGCCUUCGACCCCUCCCGGUCCACGCGAGCCAUAUAGGCGAAACUCAUCUGAAGCUCGCCGAUUCGAUGACCAACGUCGCCUCGAUGACCAGCGUCGGGCGGACGACCAGCGUCGGGCAGACGACCAGCGGAGGCAAGACGAUCAACGGAGGCAAGACGAUCAACGGAGGCAAGACGACAUGCGCAGAGCCGAGGAGCAACAGCGCCAGCCUCAGAACGAUGGAUACCACCCCUCUGAUGCCGCUCACCACCCGCCUGGCCAGCCCUUGUCCGCUAAUCAUUUGCCUCCCAUGCAGGCGUCAGCCGCACCUAUGCAAGGCGUCGUUCACGGAAGCCCCGUCCAGAACGCGCCGCCUGCUCCUCCGUCAAAGGAGUACCCUGCCGCUGAGGAACGUCCUGCAUCUGAGCAGGCUCCUCCUGUGCGUUCUGCUGCUCCGAGCGAGCCUGAGCGAGCUGCUCGCAAGAUGGACGUUGAUGAAGAUUACGAUGAUAGUGGUGAGGACGAGAAGAAGGUCCCAGCAGCGACCACGAAUGGAUCAGGCCCCGCGCCGGCUGCGGGCGAGACAAAGCCGCCCACAAGCGGCAGCGUCAAUGGGUCGUUGGGGCCUCAGCCUAAGGUUGAGUCCACCUAAUGCAAGAAUCAAAGGCCUGACUGGCCGGGUUGUGUUUUCUUUUGUCCGUCUUCCGUACCGAUUCCCUUUCAUUGCCUUGUAUACCACUUCAUUUUUACAGACCAGCUCUCUCGAGAAGGCUUUCGUUUGACGAGGACUCGGCGCACGACGGCUUAUCUCGAUAGUUUCACGAAUGAACAUAAAUCAAAGACC